AUGCAGCCCUUGCAUGCUACAGCAGGUGUACGGGUGAAAGAAAGCACCAGCAGCCCAGGGACUACUGCAGGGCCCAGCGACGCCGCCGAGCCGUCGUCCGGGCGCGGACUCUACAGCAUCGCCGCCCAUUAUGACAGCUCCUGCUGCGUCCUGCUCACCGGCGCCACCGGCUACAUAGGCUCCCUCGUCCUGGAGAAGCUGCUGCGCAGCACCACGGCCGGCAGGAUCUUCGUCCUGCUGCGCCCCCGCAGGGGCGUGGGGCCCCAGGAGCGCCUGGCCGCCCUGCUCGAUGGCCCCCUGUUCCACCUUGUCGGCCCGGAGCACGCGGCGCGCGUCACCGCGGUCGCUGGGGACAUCCUAGCGCCGAGGCUUGGGCUGUUUGAUGCUGACGAGGCGGCGCUGGUGGGCAGCGUCGACACCGUCGUCCACGCGGCCGCCAGUGAGUGGCUGGGGAGACUGCAGUGGGAGCCGUCACGCUGA
Monoraphidium neglectum is the source of this 480-nucleotide messenger RNA. RefSeq lists its product as hypothetical. Gene Ontology annotation, molecular function: alcohol-forming very long-chain fatty acyl-CoA reductase (NADP+) activity. NCBI's taxonomy places the organism in Eukaryota, Viridiplantae, Chlorophyta, Chlorophyceae, Sphaeropleales, Selenastraceae. The record is from RefSeq and is a predicted model, not a curated record. Bases 1 to 480 code for a protein of 159 amino acids. Gene Ontology annotation, biological process: long-chain fatty-acyl-CoA metabolic process. The transcript has a single exon. Gene Ontology annotation, cellular component: peroxisome.